AUGUUUCGACUAACAAUUCUGUUAGUUAUCACUACUUUUUCACGAUGCUCAAUGAGAUCAAUAAAUUAUCGACCAGUUGUUCUUAUGCACGAUAUCGUCGCAUUUGCUUCUGAUAUGAAUGAACUAGUUAGCUGGCUUCGAACAGCUUUUCCUGAUAUCUAUGUUGUAUCGAUCGAGAUAGGGAACGGUUUUGAGGACUCAGUUUUAUGGCCGCUAGAUAAACAAGUAGAGCAUUUUUGUGUUGCAAUUCGUAAUGAUGUUCAUCUUCAGCAAGGCUUUAAUAUGCUUGGAUUUUCUCAAGGAAGUCUUAUUGUUCGAGGUGCUGUCGAACGAUGCUCACUACCUGUUUAUAAUUUAAUCACAUUAAGCGGUCUUCAUCAAGGAAUAUUUGGUAUACCUCAUCUUUUGAAACUUACAGCUCGGCUACGUGACUUGAUCACAGAAUAUGCAUAUGAAAAAAUAAUUCAAGAUCGCAUUAGUACAGCAAAUUAUUGGCGUGAUCCAAUUCAAUUAAAUAAAUAUAUAUCUCAAUGUCACUUUCUUCCUGAUAUAAAUAAUGAACACAAAACACUCAAUGAAACAUAUUGUACCAAUAUAUUGAAACUAAAUGCAUUUGUUAUGACAUAUUCUGAUCUAGAUGAAGUGUUUACGCCAAGAGAAUCAGGUUGGUUUCUUGGUUACGCUGAACAAUCUUUGAAUAUUGAAACAUGGAAUACCUCAAGACAAUUUACGGAAGAUCUUAUUGGCAUGCGAACAUUAUGGAAACAAGGAAAAUUAUUUAUGUUUAUUUCUCAUACACACGCCAUCAAGAUACGCCGCAUGCACCUAAUAGAGAUUGUUUUAUGA
This is a messenger RNA of Rotaria socialis, 846 nucleotides long. The record is from the annotation of a GenBank genome assembly. NCBI's taxonomy places the organism in Eukaryota, Metazoa, Rotifera, Eurotatoria, Philodinida, Philodinidae.